AACGUUUUCUAACAUAUCUACCUAUUCGAAAACACCACGAGGCUACGGGCGUAUCCGAGUUACCGCCUUUUGUGGCAGCGGAGACAAUGUCCUGAAUCAAUACCAGAGUCUACAAUGUGGAUCCAGCCGCACAGCCAGCUGAGGAUUGAGAAAAGCAUGGAGACGUACCUUUAUUUCUUGGCUCUGAUUCUUCGCGUCGGACUCGCUGUCGCGGACUCUUGUGUCACCUCAACCGUUUCUCUCACCACACAAGCUGCUACCACCACAAAUGCCCCAACUGGCAAAAAUGAUGCAAGCGAGAUCAGCCUCGAGAUCACAGGAUGCAACAACAUCACUGGUUUCCCUAACCUGACUACCGUGGCCCGCAUCAAUCUGUAUAGGAACAACUUCGCAGAGCUCAACCUCACAGGCCUCCGCAUCACGGACCAGAUUCGUAUUGCUAGCAACCCGAAUCUCGAGACGCUCGUACUCCCGGACCCGAAGCCAGGCCAUACCAUAUCCCUUCCGCCAACAGGCACGGACGCGCCCCAGUGGACGGUUGUCGAGAUCGUGGAUAAUCCUUUAUUGGACACGUACAAGAUCAAGUAUCAGGGUGGCUCCAGCUUUUGGGACUGGGGGUUACGCAAUCUAUCGCGGUUUACUUUCUCGGGUGGGAAUUUCCAUUCUGACUUCUUCUACCCCCUAUCAGGAGAUGUUCCAGAAUCCGGUCACGUUUACGUAACCGAUAGUUUCUUCCUGAACUCUAUGGACUCGACGUAUGAUUGCGCCUACUUGAAUUCGUUGAGAUAUCAUGGUUCUUUCAAGGGCAAUUACACUUGCCAGGGCAAGACCGUUGUUCCCAGCCUGGCAGGUAGGAUGCCGAUCUCUCGUGUAAACUUUUUGGGUGGACUCGUGGUUGCUUUUUGCCUCGUGCACCUGCUGGAGUAGCGUUGAGGGGAGAGCAGUAUCAAUCGGCGGCAAUAUUGCGAGGAAAGUGUGACAGAACCAGAGCAUAACUAAUGCAACUGAGGCACUGCAGAAAUCGCCCAAAGCAAUUUUUGAUUCUAGGAGCUUGAUAUGAUAGCGUCCAGUUAGUGGUUCCAUAGGUAUGGUGUAAUUGGAAAUUAGAGGUUGAUAGAUGCCUACAUAGUAGGUAGGUAGAUAUCACGAUUCACUGGCAAGUGCAGAGACUAUAUGCAUCUAAUUGCUUCAAGGUUGCCUACAUAUGUAGUAGGUACGUACAUGUAGGUACCUAG
This is a messenger RNA of Annulohypoxylon maeteangense, 1235 nucleotides long. RefSeq lists its product as uncharacterized. The transcript has 3 exons. NCBI's taxonomy places the organism in Eukaryota, Fungi, Ascomycota, Sordariomycetes, Xylariales, Hypoxylaceae. The record is from RefSeq and is a predicted model, not a curated record. Bases 115 to 927 code for a protein of 270 amino acids.